Molecule: messenger RNA, 1068 nt
Organism: Bursaphelenchus okinawaensis
Lineage: Eukaryota; Metazoa; Nematoda; Chromadorea; Rhabditida; Aphelenchoididae
Source: the annotation of a GenBank genome assembly
AUGAUUACUCUGUUGAUGGACAGUUUACUUGGGAAGGAAACCAUUGAAAGGGGUGGGUUUGGGUGGGGCAAAAGUUAGAUUUAGAGGUGGAUCUUUGAUUUCUAAAAAUUUUUUAAGAACGAGGAACAUUUUGGCAUGGGUAGAUUUUUAUUUUUUUGCGUUUUAUAAUAGGGCGGGGUAAUUUUUAAUUUUUAGGAAUGGAUUUGAUUUUUUUUACUUUUUGGGUUGAUUUACUUUCAUUUUUGCUUUUUUAAUAAUAGGGCGGGGUAAUUUUUUUAUUUUGUUAGGGGGUAGGUUUACAAUCUUUUUUCGUUUUUGCAAUAGUAGAGCAGGGUAGUUUUUUUUAAUUUUUAAAAAUGAAGUUGAUUUUUUUUACUUCCAGAUUGUAGUACUAUAUGAAGAAGACACAUUUUCAUAUAACGACUUGAUUGAUUCGACGACAUUGAACGAAAAUGGUGAAUUCCACGUCUCUGGCUACCUCGAAGAUCCAUGGUUUCAUUCAGAAUGCGAGCCUUAUAUUCGUGGGUAAGUGGAAAGAACUUUCUUUACAAAACAAAAAAUAGCAAGAACUUUCUUUACAAAACAAAAAAUGGCAAGAACUUUCUUUACAAAACAAAAAAUGGCAAGAAGUUUUUUUACAAACCAAAAAAUGGCAAGAACUUUCUUUAGAAAACAAAAAAUGGCAAGAAGUUUUUUUACAAACCAAAAAAUGGCAAGAACUUUAUUUACAAAACAAAAAUGGCAAGAACUUUCUUUACAAAUCUUAAAAUGGCAAAAACUUUGUUUACAAAUCCAAAAAUGGCAAGAACUUUCUUUACAAAACAAAAACAGUUAAAGCACUAAUUUUUAAAAGUUUUCAGCUUCCACCAAUGUGGUCAUCCUGGCAAACAAUGUGUUAUGAGUAAAAAGAGUUUGAAGAUUGAAUAUUAUGGAAAUCCAGGCAAAUUCGACACGGUCGACGAGAGAGCCGAUGUCCUAGCCUUCGAAAAAAUGUAUCAUAAGUUCCCGAGUUGCGACUAUGUCAGAGAAGUCAAUCAGCCUUACACUAAUCCUAACCUAAAUGGAUAA